Molecule: messenger RNA, 3404 nt
Organism: Anolis sagrei ordinatus
Lineage: Eukaryota; Metazoa; Chordata; Lepidosauria; Squamata; Anolidae
Gene: ZNF800
Product: zinc finger protein 800
Source: RefSeq, a predicted model, not a curated record
UGCGCUGCCCCAGGCCAGGCCCUGCCGCGGCCGCAAGUCACUUCCUGCCCUCGCGCACCAUCCGGCUCCGGGGUCGCGUCGAGUUUGGGUCGGGACGAGGCGGAGAGGUCCUCCCUCCUCCCCUCCUCCCUCCCGCCCCUUCCCCGGAGGAGAGACAAGAAACUGAAUGCGGAAGAAGAAGAAGAGGUCAUUGAAGGGGAAGAUGCCUCUAAAUCACAAAUACUGUCAGACUGAUCACCAUCACCAUGGAUGCUGUGAACCAGUACAAACUCUGGAGCCUGGAGAUCCUCCUCUAUUACAACAGCCUCUUCAGACUUCAAAAUCUGGCAUUCAACAAAUUAUUGAAUGUUUCCGAUCAGGAACCAAACAACUUAAGCAUAUUUUGCUGAAAGAUGUGGACACUAUAUUUGAAUGUAAAUCGUGUCGCAGUCUCUUUAGAGGAUUACCAAAUUUAAUAACCCAUAAAAAAUUCUAUUGUUCUCCAAGUCUUUGGAUGGAUGACAAUUCUGCUGAUGUAAAUGAUCAACAAGGUCAAGCCAUAAGUGAUCUUCUAGAAGCUAUGUAUCCAAGGGUAGACAACCAAGAUUAUAUAAUCCGUCUGGAACCUAUAGAAACAAAUAAGAAUGCUGUCUAUCAGUAUGUUUCAAAGGCUGAUAGUGCAGUUGAAAACACUGGGAGGAAUGCCACUCUUGCUCAAUCUUCUUUAGAAAUGUCAGAGCCUUCCACAGAACCUUCAAAUUCAAUUCCAGGUCCUUCAGAUACAGAUAUUUCUCCUCUUCCUCCUCUACUUUCUACUGCUAACAAGGCAAUAUUGGCUCCAGAAUCUUCAGUGCCACCAUCAAAGCUUGUGUUGAAAUGCAAGAAUAACUCUGAUUCUGGCCAUCAAUUAAUUUGCAGUCUGUGUAAAAAGGAAUUUCAUUCCAGACGCAGUAUACGCCGACAUAUUAGAAAAGUGCACAAAAAAAAGAUGGAUGAGCUAAAGAAAUUCAUUGAAAUUAAAAAAAGAUCAAAUCAGUCAUUUGGAAGAGGGCGCAAUAAAAAUAUUCUUGUAACCCUGGGUAAAAGUUGUACAGUAUGUUUUAAAUCCUUUGCUACAAAAGCCAAUGUAAGAAGGCAUUUUGAUGAAGUGCACAGGGGGUUGAGAAGAGAUACCAUAACACCAGAAAUAGCUACAAGACCGGGGCAGCCUUUGUCCUUGGAAAAAUCUUCUGCUAAAAAAUCUCUUAAGAUCCGAAAACAAAAGUCGUCAUUAAAGAUGGAGUACAACUUAACUACGUGCAAGUGCCUGUUGUGCAAGAGAAAAUACACUUCCCAAGUAAUGCUUAAAAAGCACAUGUUGAUUGUUCACAAGAUAAUUAAUUCUACCAAAAAUACUAAAAAAGAAAAAAAGAUAAAUAAUUCUCGUAGCACAGAAGCAAAAUUUAAAACGGAUUCAACAGCGUCUGCAGAAUCAGUACCUUUAAUUAUUUCUCCACAGAAUGAUGUCAGAGUAACAAAUCAAUUAACUGAAAGAAAGAAUGAAGAGGGCACUGAGAAGAGGAACACAUCAUCAAUUGAGAGGAAGAACACAUUGUCUGCUGAAAAGAAAAAUGUACCAUCUUCUGAGAAAAAAAGCACAACACCAGUUGUGAAAAAGUCUUCCACAUUAGCUGAGGGAAAAAGUGCACAAUCCACAGAAAGAAAUGCAUCAGUAGAGAGAAAAAAUGAAUCAUGCUCUGAAAGAAAAAGUUCACCGUCUACAGAGAAAAAAAAGGUACUACCUGCAAAGAAAAAAAGGGCAGCAUUUGCUAAGAGAAAAAGUGUGUCAUCUUCAGAGAGAAGAAGUGCACCAUCUGUAGAGAAAAAGAAUGUACUACCUGCUAAGAGAAAAAGUGAAUCAUCUGCUGAGAGAAAAUGUGCACCACCAGCUAAGAGAAAAGUUGCACCAUCUGCGAAAAAAGGUUCGCCAUCCACUAAGAGAAAAAGUGUGCUGUCUGCCAAGAGAAAAAGUGCACCUUUAGUUGAGAGAAAAAAUUCAUCAUCUGCUGAGAGAAAGAAUGCAUCAUCUGCAGAGAAAAUAAGUGCACCCUCUGCUGAGAGAAAGAAUGUGUCAUCUGUAGGGAGAAAAAAUGCAUCAUCUGCAAAGAAAAUAAGUGCACCCUCUGCUGAGAGAAAGAAUGUGUCAUCUGUAAAGAGACAAAAUGCAUUAUCUGCAGAGAAAAUAAGUGCACCAUCUGCUGAGAGAAAGAAUGCAUCAUCUGCAGGGAGAAAGAAUUCGGUAUCUGCAGGCAGAAGGAAUGCAUUAUCUGCAGGGAGAAGAAAUGCAUCAUCUGUAGCGAGGAAAAAUACACCAUCUGCAGGGAGAAAAAAUGCACCAUCUGCAGAGAAAAGCAGAACAGUAUCUGCUGAGAGAAAGAAUGCAUCAUCUGCAGCGAGAAAGAGCAUAACAUCUGCAAAGAGAAAAAGAACCCCAUCUGUUGAGAGAAAAAAUGUAUCAUCUGCCAAGAAAAAAUGUGCAGCUUCUGCUGAGAGGAAACGUACAGCAUCUGCCGAGAAAAAAAGGGCAACGUCUGCUGAGAAAAGUGUGGCAUCUGCCAAGAAAAAAAGUGUGGCAUCUACCAAGAAAAAAUGUGCAGCAUCUGCUGAGAAAAAAUGUGCAGCAUCUGCCAGGAAAAAAAGCACAGCAUCCGCAGAGAAAAAAAGUGCAGUGUGUGCAAAGAAAAAAAGGGCAACCCCCACAAAGAGAAAUAAAGUUAAUCAGAAGUCUGAAAAUGCCAAGCAAAAUGGUCAGAAUCUUGUAGGCUCUCCUAGGAAACCCAGGAAACCAAGACUUACACCUGGUUUUGAUUUCAAAAAACUUUACUGUAAACUGUGUAAGCGCCAAUUUUCUUCUAAGCAAAACUUAGCAAAACACAUUGAAUUGCACACAGAUGGAAAUAACAUAUAUGUUAAAUUCUAUAGGUGUCCUCUGUGCACUUACGAAACACGCCGGAAGCGUGAUGUGAUAAGACACAUAACUGUAGUGCAUAAGAAGUCUCCAAAUUACCUCGGUAAAAUAACUGCAAAUUUAGAAGUCCGAGCCGUAAAAAAGUCUGUUGACUAUGUUCUAAACAAGGUAGUAAAAAGAGGCCCUCAUAGGGAUGAAAAUAAACAAAAUGGUCUUAAACAGAACAUUGCCUCUAACUCACCAAGGAAAAAGUAUGAAGGAGCUGAUGUUGGCAUUGAAGUAAAAGUCACAAAAAACUUUUCUCUGCACACAUGCGGUAUAUGUGGGAAAGCAUUUGCAAAAAAGACUUUGUUGGAAUGCCACAAGAAAACUCAUAAAACAAAUGCAUCAUAUUCAACUGAAGAAAACAAUAAAACCAAAGGUAGAAGUACAAGAUCCAAAGUUCUCAUCUAAUGAAGAACACUUAGUGCCUUCUUUC